AUGUGGAUUCUACCUUUCGUUGGCUAUGUCGGCUCCAUCGUGGGCUUUUGCUUCCUGACUUUGGCCAUAGUUGAGGAGCACACCGUAAUUGCGAAACGACUUCUAACCAAACUCAUCUACUUCAUCAUCGCACUACAAGUCAUACUCUGGCUUGUCGAUGGAUUCCCCUUUGGGCUCACCUUGAUGGGGGUCGCAUCGCAUGUUAUAUAUCUGGGGAAUAUGCGACGCUUCCCAUUCGUCAAGUUGACAGACCCUUUGUUCAUCGCCUCAUGUGUGCUCGUACUUGUCAAUCAUUAUUUCUGGUUCCAACACUUCUCUGAGGCGCAGCAGCGAUCCUAUUCGCGCCUGUCGUCUAUGUACGACCAGCCGGAUGUACCAAGUUUCACCGAGAUCGCCUCGUACUUUGGUUUGUGCGUAUGGCUUAUCCCCUUCGCCUUAUUUGUCAGUUUGUCUGCUAGCGAUAACGUCCUGCCCACGAUGGGUACCGAGCAACCUUCGCGUGACGUUGACGGGAAGAACAAGCGGCAGGGUAUGGUAAAAGUGAUUGUUGACAGCGUGUUGUCAGCUAUCGGAGAAGUUACCCGCUUAGCAGGGUGGAAGAAGCCAGACGACCGCUUCUGA
Daldinia caldariorum is the source of this 621-nucleotide messenger RNA. Its product is annotated as transmembrane adaptor Erv26. The coding region runs from base 1 to 621 and encodes 206 amino acids. Gene Ontology annotation, molecular function: COPII receptor activity. The transcript is spliced from 3 exons. Gene Ontology annotation, cellular component: COPII-coated ER to Golgi transport vesicle; endoplasmic reticulum membrane; Golgi membrane. Gene Ontology annotation, biological process: endoplasmic reticulum to Golgi vesicle-mediated transport. Lineage: Eukaryota; Fungi; Ascomycota; Sordariomycetes; Xylariales; Hypoxylaceae. The record is from RefSeq and is a predicted model, not a curated record.